This is a messenger RNA of Miscanthus lutarioriparius, 1371 nucleotides long. The record is from the annotation of a GenBank genome assembly. NCBI's taxonomy places the organism in Eukaryota, Viridiplantae, Streptophyta, Magnoliopsida, Poales, Poaceae.
AUGCUGCCGUCGCACCUCAACGGCCACUCCGCCCUAGGGCGGCGCCGCCCGCGCCUCUCCGCCGCCGCCGCCUCAGGAGAUUCCGCGGCAGCGGGGGUAGGGGCGGCGGCUCCGCUGGAGGAGCACGACCGCAUCUACUUCCAGUCCUACUCCCACCUCGGCAUCCACGAGGCUAUGAUCAAGGACCGCGUCAGGACUGAUGCUUACCACACAGCGAUCAUGUGCCACCAGAAAUUUAUCGAGGGGAAGGUUGUGCUGGAUGUGGGGUGUGGGACUGGAAUACUCUCUGUGUUCUGUGCUCGUGCUGGUGCAAAGCGAGUGUAUGCUAUUGAAGCUAGUGAAAUUGCUGUCCAGGCUCGUGAAAUUGUAAAAGCAAACAACCUAAUUGAUCAGGUUGUGGUCAUCCAUGGACGUGUUGAGGAUGUCGACCUUGAGGAGAAGGUUGAUGUGAUAAUAUCAGAAUGGAUGGGCUAUAUGCUUCUCUAUGAGAGUAUGCUGCCAAGUGUCCUAUUUGCAAGAGAUAAAUGGCUUAAACCUGGGGGUCUUAUUCUUCCUUCUCAUGCUACGCUCUUCAUGGCUCCCAUAACAAAUCCCGAGAGAUACGAAGGCAGUGUUGAUUUCUGGCAUGAUGUCUAUGGCAUAAACAUGUCUGCUCUUGUGCCACUUGCCAAAAAGUUUACAUCUGAGGAACCUUCCAUUGAAACAAUUGGCGGAGAGAACGUUAUAAGUUGGCCAGCUGUGUUCAAGCACAUCGAUUGCUAUAAUUUUACAGCUGAGGAAUUCAAAUCUAUCACCACGAAAUACAAAGUUUCGUCAAUGAUGUUAGCUCCUAUUCAUGGCUUUGGUUUCUGGUUUGAGGUGGAGUUCAAUGGGCCUGCAGAGUCCUCUCAUAAUUUUCCUUCCAAUUUGGAUCCACUUGAGAUUAUUCAGAAGAAAAGGAGACGAUCAUCAGAAGAUACAGUUUUGUCCACAGCCCCAGAGGAUGAGCCAACCCAUUGGCAACAGACUAUUUUGUAUUUCCCAGAUCCUAUAGAGGUGAAGCAGGACCAAAUUAUAGAAGGUUCUGUAACAGUGUCCCAGAGCGAGGAGAACCCACGUUUUCUGAAUAUUCAUCUAGAGUGCACAUCAAUUAGAACUCUUGCUUCACUCCCUUAUGCUCUCGUCUUGGUACAACAGCACAGGAGGACAGACAUUGGUGAAGGACUGCGCCAUGCGAUGAACUGGUGUUUUUAUACUUUUAUAGUGGCUGGAGUUCCCUGCCAAAGAUCAUACAGCUUGCAAAAGGGCAUUGGCAGUGAGGAGCUGAAGACAGGAUUUCAGAUUUCUUUAAUGGAAGCAGAGUUUUUACUAUUUAUGCAAAUUUUCGUCUAA